AUGACGGUGAAAUAACAGGAAAUACACAAGCCACAACGCUACGUCACAUGACCGGAUAGCUUGGCAACAAAACACUUCUCAUCAAUGCUGAAACAUGCCUUAUGAACUAAUUGGCCUUUGGUAUUUUCAUUUUAACGUUUAAACGUUAUGUAAAAGAGUGCGUUUGUUAAUUAUAUUAUUGUACAGAGAUUAUACAUGAAAUUCCUCCAAUGGCAGGCAGAUUGUUUAACCCAAGACGCGACCUACAAAGUUCGAAUUCAAACACCGGACCUUCUAUCUUUAUAAACAAACUUGUACCUACUAAAUUUGUUCGCUGUAUUGUCAAAUUGCUUGACGACUCUCAUUUCGAAGUGGAGAUUGAGAGCAACUCAAGUGGUGGCAUGCUUUUCAAAAGGAUAAUUAAUGAGCUAAAUCUGGCUGAACCAGAUUACUUUGGUUUGAAAUUUUAUCGCAAUUCCACAGCAAAGUUUGAAUGGUUAGAACAUGACAGGAUAAUAAGAAAACAGUUACGAGGACAAGGACCGCCAUACAAUUUGGCGUUUGGCGUACGAUUUUUCCCAACAGAGCCAUCAAAAGUUGCUGAAGAUUUAACAAGGUAUCAUAUGUUUUUGAGCAUAAAAAAGGAUCUAAACAAUGGAAGAUUAUCAUGUCCUGAAGACACUGCUGCUCAACUAUCCUCAUUGAUAGUUCAAUCUGAAAAUGGAGAUUAUCAUCCAGAUAACAUGCUAGAUCAAUACAUUAGUGACUACCAAUUUGUACCCAAACAGACAAAUGAAUUUGAAGAACGAGUUUUCUAUUAUCAUAAAAAACAAAUAGGACUGAGCCCAGCGAAAGCAGAGUUGAAAUUUUUGGAAAUAGCCAAGCGAUUAGAAAUUUAUGGUUCAGAGGUACAAAAAGCAAAGGACUCCGAGGGCUGUAAUAUUGAAGUUUAUGUUUGUUCUGAAGGAAUCAAGGUUUUUCGUGAUCACACACGGCUUAAUAUUUUCAUUUGGUCAAGAAUUGAAAAAAUAUCAUUUAAUAGGAAAUAUUUUAGAAUCCAGCUCUUGCCUGACGUUGACAGGAAUCAUUCUUCAUUGAAAACGAUUGUUGAAUUCAUUAUGUCUUCGUUGGCGAGCUGUAAAUGUUUAUGGAAAAAUGCAGUGGCACAUCACACAUUUUAUAGACAGAAUUAUCGACAACGACUGAGGGAAAGACCAAAACUUAUUCGAUUCGGAUCUACUUACAAGUACAGAGGUAGAACUGAAUUUCAAGCUGUUGAAGCAGGAAAACGAAGCGUUCGAAAAGAAAUACCCUUUCAAAGAACAAGCUUAAGACGAAAUUCAACUAGAUCAUUCGGUUCCAGUACGUUUUAUAUUGACGUUGAUUCAGAUGUUGCAUCCAUGUCGACAACGCAAGGAAGCUAUGAUGCAAUGCAUCGAUCAGAUAACGAAUUUAAGUCUCCGAGUAGUCUAUCACCUGCUCGCAGGCAUGUGACUGAGAUGAAUGGUAUACUCAACGAUGAAGGUCUACUUGACGUCAGUGUGAAACCGAACAAUAAUGGUCAAUUUGGAUUAAACUUUAAGGGGGGUGCUGACCAAAAUUUGAAACCAAUCAUAACUCAAAUUGCUCAGAAUUCUCCGGCCAGCAUGUGUGACCCACAAUUGCAAGAAGGUGAUGAAAUUGUUUAUAUUAAUGGAAGAAAAGCUGAACAGCUGUCUCAUGAGCAGAUAUGUUGUCUUAUCCGUUCUAUUGGCCAAUCUGCAACGAACAGAACCUUAACGCUUUCAGUGCGACCUUUCGGAAGCAUUGAAAACCACGAAAUAACGAAUUCAGAGAAGAAACACUCUUUGACUUAUGGAAUAUCUUCACAGUUGCUCAUGUCAAUGGGAAAAAUUAAACAGGGAUUAGAAAAUGGUGACUUAUUGGAAUUUUAUGUUGAUAUGCCCAAGAAGAAGCUUGAAUUUUCAACAGAAAUCGCUCAUCUGCCAAGAAAUAAAACAAAGAACAGAUAUCGUGAUAUACUACCAUAUGAUUACAACAGAGUUGUGAUAAAUAGAGAAAAUGACUAUAUUAACGCCAGUCAUAUUCAGAUGGAUAUAGGUUAUUCAGGAAUGAAAAAUGAAUAUUUAGCUGCACAAGGCCCUCUCUCAGACACUUGUGGUGAUUUCUGGCAAAUGAUAUGGGACCAAGACGUAAGUGUGAUUGUCAUGUUGACAACGACCAUGGAAAAUGGAAAGGCAAAAUGUCAUCAGUAUUGGCCUGAAUGCGGAGAACAUUUUGAAAUUGGUAACUUCGAGGUGUCGCCUUUGUCAUCACGUGAUUAUUCGCCCUCCUACAUUUAUCGUGAACUGAUUGUAGCUGAUCUUGAGACUGAUGAAGAAAGGAGUAUCCAACAUUUACAGUUCAUUGCGUGGCCAGAUCAUGGUGUACCUGAGGAUUCUCGAAGUUUUUUAAAGUUUGUCAACGAGGUUCGUCGGUACCGAUCGACAACUUCACGCCCGAUUGCUAUUCAUUGUAGCGCUGGUGUUGGACGAACUGGCGUCUUCAUUGCUGUGGAAACUGCUUGUUGCUUGAUUGAAGCGGGAGUACCAUUAUCUCCUGAAGAGAUGUUAGAUACUCUACGAUGUCAACGGCCAUCACUUAUUCAGACACCAGGGCAAUUCAAGUUUACAUGCGAAACGUUUUUGGAUAUUUAUCAAGAACAUUUUCUGAAAACUCAAUCAAUGAACAGCAACUGAAACCAAGAUUUACGCCAAGAAAAGGAAGAGGUUUCAACUAUGUCCACGUGCUGUGCUUUUCAUCGUUGUAAAGUGCUUGAGUUGUAUAUAUGAUGGCAAGUGGAGUCACAACGAAGCAAAAAUUUCAUUGGAUAACAUGCACUUUCUAUUCAAAGUUCACGAUGGAACUUAACUCGAAUGUAUGGUGUUUUGCAAGCUGUAAGCAGUAAGCUCCAUACGUCUAGAUUUAUGAAAAAGCUGGUGGGAUUAAAACACUUCAAAUCAACACUUUUUAUUUGAAAGGUUUCUUUUUUUGUGCCGUAUUGAGCAGUAGGAAUAGGAAAAAAUGGUCUAUUUAUUUAAACUUGAAGAAACCUGAAACAGAAUUUGCAAUAAUUCUUAGCCCCUAGAGGCUCGCAUUCUGACAAAAGUAUGCUACCUCAAACGAAGGAUCUGCGUUACAGAACAAGAGCUGUGUAUUAUGGUCGUUUGCUUUUUAUCAAAUAGCUAUGGCAUCAAAAUUAAGUUUCAUCAGGUUGCAUGACGAAGAAUAUGAAUUUUAUUACUUAAAUUAAAAAUAUUAUUUUAAUUGAUUUAGUAGAUAAAUUAAUUCUAGAAAUUUAAUGUAGCAAUCAAGAAUUAUUGUAGUAAAUUUUAAUAUAUAAGUGUCAUAAUAUAUUGAUUUUUAAAUGCAAA
This is a messenger RNA of Xenia sp. Carnegie-2017, 3392 nucleotides long. RefSeq names its product tyrosine-protein phosphatase non-receptor type 4-like. The record is from RefSeq and is a predicted model, not a curated record. The transcript is spliced from 34 exons. Bases 210 to 2717 code for a protein of 835 amino acids. NCBI's taxonomy places the organism in Eukaryota, Metazoa, Cnidaria, Anthozoa, Malacalcyonacea, Xeniidae. Gene Ontology annotation, biological process: protein dephosphorylation. Gene Ontology annotation, molecular function: protein tyrosine phosphatase activity; protein binding. Gene Ontology annotation, cellular component: cytoskeleton.